AUGGCCAAGAAGAGAGCGAGAGAAGCCGACGGAGCUGCUCCUGAUCCGAACAGGAUGCAGGAAGAUGAAAGCUCAGAUGACGACGACUUCGACAUUGUGAAUGUUGACUUUGAAUGGUUCAACUUUUCAGAAGUUGACUUUCACGGCACAAAGUCUCUCCUUCGACAACUUUUGGAUGUUGACUCGCAGCUAUUUGACAUUUCGGGCCUUGCCGACCUGAUAUUGUCACAGCCUACCAUUGGAUCAACUGUGAAAGUCGACGGCGAGAAGGCGGACCCAUAUGCCAUGCUCACUGCGCUCAAUUUGCAGGAGCACCGGGAGAAGAAGCCGUUCGCAGACUUGACGCAGUACAUUAGCGAGAAGGCCAAGUCUAUUGAGGCGCUCUCGCCGUUACCAGAGCUCUUGGCUUCCGGAAAGCACGUCGGCCUGGUUCUUUCAGAGCGUCUAAUCAACAUGCCAUCAGAGAUCUCACCGCCGAUGUACAAUCUACUAAUCGACGAGAUUGAGGCGGCGGUUGAGGAUAAGGAGCCCUACGAGUUUUCACACUACUUAAUCCUGUCCAAGGUGUACCACGAAGUAGAGUCGACGUUGGACGUGUUGGACGAGCGCAAGAAGAAGAAGGGCAAGGUCGCGGAGCCUGCCGUGUUCUACUUCCACCCGGAGGACGAGGUCUUAGCAAGGCAUGCAGUGGCGUCUGGCACCUAUGAGUUCACGAAGCAUAGUGAGGCUGUGGCAGACAGCAAGCGCGCGUUCCAGGAGAUGGGUAUUCAACCGAAGGGCUGUUUGAUGUUGAUAGAGGCAGACAAGUUCGCAGGUGCGGUGAAGGCUAUCAACGAGUAUCUGAGUCCUUCGUCAUAA
Messenger RNA from Truncatella angustata, 858 nucleotides. RefSeq names its product p21-C-terminal region-binding protein-domain-containing protein. The transcript has 2 exons. The record is from RefSeq and is a predicted model, not a curated record. The coding region runs from base 1 to 858 and encodes 285 amino acids. Gene Ontology annotation, cellular component: nucleus. NCBI's taxonomy places the organism in Eukaryota, Fungi, Ascomycota, Sordariomycetes, Amphisphaeriales, Sporocadaceae.